Molecule: messenger RNA, 3663 nt
Organism: Hansenula anomala
Lineage: Eukaryota; Fungi; Ascomycota; Saccharomycetes; Phaffomycetales; Wickerhamomycetaceae
Gene: RAX2
Product: Rax2p
Exons: 1
Coding region: 1-3663 (1220 amino acids)
Biological process (GO): cellular bud site selection; positive regulation of establishment of bipolar cell polarity regulating cell shape
Cellular component (GO): cellular bud scar; cellular bud neck; plasma membrane of growing cell tip
Source: RefSeq, a predicted model, not a curated record
AUGAGGUCCAACAUCGGGCUAAUACUGGCAUCUUUAAUAACUUCAGCACACUCAAGACUAUCAUUCCAAGAUGUAUCAAGCCCUCAAUUUGAUUUUUCAGGCUCCAAUAAUGAUCAGAUAGCAUUUUUGGGAGAUUUUGAUGCAAGUUCAAUAUAUUCUUAUGUUGGCGAAUCAAACUUUACCAAUCAAAACACAUUACAAAAUCAACUAUAUUAUAGCACGGGGGAUAACGAUAGAUUCAUAACGCUGGGGCAAAUAAAUGGUUCAAUAGAUCAAAUUCUACCAGUACAUAAUGAUUCUUUUAUACUUCUUGGUGACUUUGAUGGAAUAGGAAAUCAAAAUGUUUCAAGUCCAGCCAUUUUCAAUUUAGAUUCUGAAAAUUUUACUUCAAUAGACCCAAAUAGUGACAUAAAUGGAACUAUCAAUACUGCGUUUUUUGAUUCAGAUGACAAUUUAAUAUACCUAGGUGGUGAUUUUGAAUUCAACAACACUCAUGGCGCUGCCUUUUACAACCUAACGUCACAGAAUCUAAACAGCACAGUGUUCAGAGGAUUUGGAAACAAUGGUACAAUCAAUUCCAUCAUUAAAGUUGGCUCAAAUAUAAUUUUUGGCGGUCAAUUCACAAAUUUGGGCAUACCCCAACUUCUGACACAUUCAUACAACACUUCAAACACAUCAGUGACAACAGAUCAACUGGUAAGCUUAAGAUAUGCAUCUUUUUCAUCUUCAGAUGAUUCUUCAAAUCCAGAAGCUUUAGUUUGUCCAGAGUCUUCACAAGAAUGGUCUGUCUCUGGAGCUUCAUCUGCAACUGUGAAUAUCAACCUACCUUAUCAAGUGAUACCGUCUAAAAUAAGAAUAUAUAACUCCCAGGAUGAUGAUAGUCAAGUCUCACUGUUUAGACUAUUGACCUCUCCUGCAAAUGGUAUUAUGAAUUUAACAUAUGUUGACCCAGCAACUGGUGAUUUAUCAUAUUGUGAUGCUUGGUGUCCAUUACUCAAUUCAUCUUAUUUAGAAUCAGCUUCCAGAUCAAAUGACGGUUCUACUGCUGUUGCAUUUGCUGAUACAAGUAUUGGUUAUAGUUCAACUUAUCAAGAAUUUGGUUUCAUCAACUCAUUAGAUGUUGGAGGAUUAACUUUCCAAGUCUUAGACUCCUUUGGUUCAAAUAUUGCGUUGGAAGGGCUUCAAAUUUAUCAAUCUUUAUACUCAACUUAUGCUAACAAUACUUUGAAUGAACCAAGUUGCGGCAUUAGUGAAUAUUCAAGAGCUGAGACCAGAGGUGAUUGGUCAUCUUCUCCAAAUGGCCAAUAUAUCACUUCUGAUGUGGAUGUAUCAAGUGGAAUUCCAGAUGAUGUGGGUGUAACAUUUUUUCCAAAUAUCACUUAUGCUGGUGAAUAUACUAUACUGAUGUAUACACCCGGAUGUGGUCAAGAUAAUUCUUGCUCUUCAAGAGGUGUUGCAAAUGUCACUAUUUAUGAUGAUUCUACUGAUGAAAUUUUGGACUCAAGUUUGAUUUACCAAACUAAUGAAGAAGAGAAAUAUGAUCUAGUCUAUUAUGGACAGUUGAAUUCAACCGUUAGAGUUGGUAUGGUUUUAGACCAAGCUGGUCCUUCAGGUAAUACUGUAACUUUUGUUGCUGACAGAAUCAGUGUUACAAUCUUUGAAAUUGAUGAUAUUGUUCAUCGUAACGGUACCAUCCCAAUCAAUGGGUUGUUUGAAUAUUCACCAUCAAAUUUCUCAAAUUUUGAUGCAAGCAAUGUUACACAGAGAGAAUAUGUUGGAAACACAACCAUCAACAGACUUGGAUCAUCAUUAUCUAAUCAUUCUGAUAUACACCUGGCCUCAUACAAUAACUCAAUUUAUGUUGGUGGUGACUUUACCUCCAAUUAUGGUGACAACUUGUUUAGAUUGGACAUUAGUGAUUCCAACAAUGAAACUAGAGGAUUGAAUGUCAGUGCUCAUGACGUUAACGGUGGUCUUGAUGGUGAAGUGACAAAUAUGAAAGUUAUUGAUAACUCAUUGAUCCUUCUUGGAGACUUUAACAACACAAUUAAUGCUACAACUAUUUCAAGUCUGGGCAAUGAUAACUCCAACUCGUUACAAGAAAGUGCAUUAUACAAUGGAUCAUGGUAUUCGUUUGGUACCAGGAUAAAUGCAAGUUCUGUUUCUAAUAUAACUCUUAAAGGGAAUGAGUUCUGGCUGUUUGAUGAUGAUCAAAGAUGGAUUACUGGAAAUGAUACUUGGUACAAUAAUACAUUGGAACUUUCUUUCAAUAUCACUUCUUCAGGCAAAAAUAACAACUCAACUUUUUUUGUUGGCUCUUUGAAAUCAUCCGACUCUAUUGGAAACAAAGGGACUUUCAUAAAUGGUUCAGGUGAUCAAUCAAAUAUUACCAAUGAAGAGUUUUCUCAAAGUGUCAUUAAUUCUGGUGUCUAUAUCAACAACUCGUUAUCAGUUUUUGGUGGUGAGUUCAAUACUUCUUCAGGCAUAAGGAACCUGGUUUUUGUUUCUGGAAAUGAAACCUCAGGCGUUGAUAUUUCUUGGGCAUCAAACUCUUCAGUCACCAGGUUGUUUGCAGAAAAUGAUAGAUUAUUUGUUGGUACCAAUGGUAGUGGAUCUGUUGAUAACCACAAUUUUGAUGGUGUUUUCAUCUACAACUUGAAUAAUAAUACAUUUGGCUCCACUCAACCAGACGGAUUAUCCAGUAAUUCUGGAUCACCUGUGGUGAACGAAUUGGGGUUCUUGAACAAUACUUAUUUGAUUGUUGGUGGUGACUUUGAUUCUGCUGGGUCUGUUUCAUGUUCUGGGUUAUGUUUUUACAAUAUUAAUGAAACCAAUUGGGAAUCUUUAGUUGAUUCGUUCUCUGGUACUGUUCAUGCAUUUAGAUUUGUUAAUGAUACCGUUUUGAUUAUUGCGGGUGACUUGAGAUAUGAUAGUAACGAUUUGAAAUUGAUGAGUUAUGAUUUCAAUUCUACAAGCCACUCUCAACCUGAUCACUUUAGUCAAUUGAACCGUACAGUUGAGAAGUUUAUUUUGGUGGAUAAUUCAACUGAUGGAAGAAUAAUCGUUUCUGGGUCAGAUUUUAUUCAGGCUUAUGAUGGCUCUUCAUGGAGAUCUAUUGAUAAUGAAUUGAAUAACUCAACAAUUCGGGAUAUUUCACUUUUGAGCAUCUCCAAUUCAAAUGAUAACAAUAAUGGUUCCAUCUUUGAUUCAAAUCAAGUGUUGGUUGCUUCUGGUGAAUUAAACUUAACUGAUUAUGGUUAUUUGAAUGUUGCCUACUUUAAUAGUACGAACUGGCUACCAUAUAUGAUUACAACUCAUAACAACUCAACUUCUACUGUGAAUUCCAUUUUCUUGAAUAAAGACAUAUCAGAUUUAUACAUUGGUGGAACUCUUACUAAUACAACACACCCAUCAACCACUUCAUCAACACCAUCCAGCUCCUCAAGUUCUGCUUCUUCAGGAAAGUCCCAUCAUAUUAAACGUGGCUUUAUUGUCCUGAUUGGAUUAGCUUUAGCUGUUGGUACAAUGACAUUGUUGGGUCUUAUUGCAGCAUUCUUUAUCUUCAAAAGAAAGAAGCACAAUUACACUCCUGUGGAACCAAGAGUUAAUGAAACAGAAAUGCUCGAUACUGUUCCACCGGAGAAUUUAUUCAAACAUGUUUGA